AUGCUUUUACUAAUUCUAUUCGUCAUUUGUAAUGCAUUUCAUCAUAAAGGAAAUUUGCAAACAAAUACUACUUUGAAUUUAACCUUAAAUUUUACUGAUUAAGCUCCUAGUAUUAUAAUCAAAUUUUUUUUGCCAAUAGCUAGAUAAAAUUAAUAAAUUGUUGCUUGCUUCGUAUCAUUCGAUAACAUAUAAUUAAAUAUGUUUGGAUUAGAUUAACUUUAAUUAAAAAUCAAUUCUAAAAUAACAUAUGACAUUCAUAGUAUAUAAUCUAAUAGUGACACAUAAUUAGUUCAAUAUCCUUACUAUUCCAUAAUUUAUUUAUAAUGCUAAUCAAAUUAGAAUAUCCUUAUUGAUUAUCAACUAACUUACUUAGAAGACUAUUUGAAUCCAUUUUGUAUAAAUAAUUGUAAAGGAUAUAAUGAUAAAAAUAAUGGAAAUAAUUCAUAUUGUUCAAAUAACAAUUGUGAAUGUUAAAUUGAUAAAUUAGGAUAAUUUUGUUAACUUGAUUCAACAUUUUUAUUAAAUAAUUAGUGGGUUAGAGUAAAUUUAGAUUCCUAUCAAUGGAAAUAUUUUUAUUAUUAAAUAAGAGAAACAGAUAUUGAAUUUCAUACAAGUCUUGAUUAUGAAGAUCACAAAAUAAGUAAAAAUAAUUUAAUUAAUAAAGUUUAUAGUUUAACAUUAAGACAAUAUCCAUGGAUAUCGAUUCCCAAUAGUAAAUUUAGUUAGAGUCUAAAAAAUUGCUCAUAAUUAUCUGAGACCUUAUAACAAUUAAUUAAUAAUGAAGCUUCAUCAAAUAUAUUAUAUAUAGGAUUAUAUAAUAACAAUAGCUUAUAAGCUACAUUUAAUUUUAGUAUUGUAACAACUUCAUAUGAUGAUUAUGAUGAAGCUCAAAGAAAUAAAUUGAUUCUUAUAAUAGUGGGAUCAAUAGUUGGUGUCUUAUUAUUAUUAUCUUUUUUCCUAAGCAUUUUUAAUAAUUAACGAUUGCAUUAAAAUGUAGAACAUGUAGAGAAUGUUGAAUAGAAUUUAGAGUAAUAAUAAAUGGCAUAUAAAUCUCCUACAGGUAUUAGAUAAUUCAUUUUAAGGUUUUUCUAAAUAAUUCAUUAAAGAGUAUUUUGGCCCAAUUAAUCUUUAGGUUGUUAUGAAAUCUUAUCCUGGGCUUUCAUAAUUUGAAGAUUGUGUUAUUUGUCUCGAAUCUUUAAAAAAUGAUAUAAACUAUGAAAUGAAGUUUUGUUCAGUCACUCCAUGUUUUCAUAUUUUCCAUUAAUAAUGUCUAAGCUCUUGGUUAUAAAAAUAGGGAAAUUGUCCAUUCUGUAGAUGUGAAUUUAAUAAAAUUUAAAUUCAAAAUAAAUAUCCUUGGAUAGAUUUAACUAAAGAAAAGAGUAAAAGUGAUUAAGAGUAGGAUUCUUAAUAUCUAUAACGAUUGAAACAUACUUAAAAUACAGAUUAAUCACAAGAUAUACAAUUGAAUGAAAGUUAGCAAGAUCUUGUACAAGUAAAAAAUAGACCAAUAGUUGAUGGUUGA
Molecule: messenger RNA, 1522 nt
Organism: Paramecium pentaurelia
Lineage: Eukaryota; Ciliophora; Oligohymenophorea; Peniculida; Parameciidae
Source: the annotation of a GenBank genome assembly